GCGCCGCCGCUCCCGCCCUCUCCGCGCCGUGCGGGAGCGGGGCGCCGGGGCCGGCGCGGGAGGAGAUGCUGCUGCUCCGCUCUGACUCCGUCCCCGCGCUCCCUUUCAGGCGCCGACCACAACCUUACGCGAGCGCUGCUGCGGGGGUGGGCGAAGCUCCGGACUCCUGCGCUCUAUCACCGCACUGCCUGCGCGAACGGCGUCUCUAGACCGGCCGGUAACAUGCACGUGUCACUGGCAGAGGCUCUGGAGGUUCGGGGAGGGCCAUUGCAAGAAGAGGAAAUAUGGGCUAUUUUGAAUCAAAGUGCAGAGAGCCUUCAAGAGCUAUUCAGAAAAGCUGAUCCUACUGCUCUGGGAUUCAUCAUUUCUCCAUGGUCUCUCCUGUUGCUUCCAUCUGGCAGUGUAUCAUUUACUGAUGAAAAUGUGUCCCAACAAGACCUGCGAGCAUUCACAGCACCAGAGGUUCUGCAGAACCAUUCUCUAUCAUCUCUGUCAGACGUUGAAAAGGUCCAUAUUUAUUCUCUUGGUAUGGCACUCUUUUGGGGAGCUGACCAUGAAGUUCCUCAAAGUCAGCCUAUCAAACUUGGAGAUCAUCUCAACAGCAUACUUCUCGGCAUGUGUGAAGAUGUCAUUUAUGCCCGUGUAUCUGUACGGACUGUUCUGGAUGCUUGCAGUGCCCACAUAAGGAACAGUAACUGUGCCCCUUCUUUUUCAUAUGUGAAACAAUUGGUCAGACUGGUUCUGGGAAGCCUGUCUGGGGUGGAUCAGCUUUCUUGCAAUGGGGAGAGAAAAUUGCAGCCAGACAGGAGCCAGGCUAUUCGGGAGCGGCUGAGGGGAAAAGGACUUCCCACAGGAAAAACAUUGGUGGUUGAUGCACCUGAUGGACACAAAGCUCACUUCUCUCAACAGACCAUGCUUAACAAAGGACUUAGCAAGUCGAUGGGAUUUCUGUCCAUUAGAGGAACACAAGGUGAGGAAGAGUUUUUCCAGGGCAUUUCUGCAGGUUACAACUCAGGACAGGAAGAUGUUUUUUGUCCUCAUAGAUGUAAAACCAGUGAGUUUGAAAAAAAAGGUCACCUUCAUACAGAUGUCGCUCCCAAGCGGAAAGUAUGGGCUUCCUCCACAGAUUUGCUUUGCACAACUGACAAGGCAGCUGAGAGGGACCAUGUUGGAGGCUCUCAUGGGCACAACCAUCAGUGUGAAGCAUUUAUGGUACGGACUUCUACUACUACCAGAAACAAGGAAGCGAGAUACUCUGAUGGGAGCAUAGCACUGGAUGUCUUUGGACCACAAAAACUGGACCAAACGCGCCAUGUGCCUGAGACAUCAACUUCUGCAGCAAUAUCAAGUGCCUUUGACAGGAUAAGAGAGAGACAGAAGAAGUUGCAGCUUCUGAGGGAAGCUAUGAAUGUAGAAGAGCCUUUGAGAAGGUACAAAUCUUAUCACAGUGACGUUUAUAGUACUUCGAGUGAAAGUCCAUCUGUUAUUUCUUCGGAACCAGACUUCAGGCAAGUGAGAAGAAAUGAAGGUUUCAAGAGAGAUGAUGAUGCCAGUGGUGCUUUGCCAGGUGCUGAUGAUAUCUCCACAUCAAGUCAAGCUAAUUCUCAGAGGGCAAGGCAACGUGAAGCAGCGUUUGAAGGCAGUCUAGUAAGUCAAGAAGUGAUGCUAAAGCGUCAGGAAGAAGAAAUGAUGCAACUGCAAGCUAGAAUGGCUCUCAGGCAGUCCCGACCUAACCUCUACCCAGGAGAUGCAAUUAGGUCCUCAAUGCUUGACAUCACCAGAGAUCCGCUGAGAGAAAUAGCCCUGGAAACAGCCAUGACACAAAGAAAACUGAGGAAUUUCUUUGGCCCUGAGUUUGUGAAAAUGACGAUUGAGCCAUUCAUCUCCUUGGAUCUACCAAAGUCUAUCUUGACUAAGAAAGGGAGGAAUGAUGACACCAGGCGAAAAGUAAAUGUGAUGCUUCUAAGUGGGCAGAAGCUGGAGCUGACCUGUGAUACCAAAACGAUAUGUAAAGAUGUCUUUGAUAUGGUUGUUGCCCAUAUUGGCUUGGUGGAGCAUCACUUGUUUGGAUUGGCUACUUUAAGAGAAAAUGAAUUUUUCUUCGUUGAUCCUGACAUAAAGCUAAGUAAAGUAGCUCCAGAAGGAUGGAAAGAAGAACCGAAGAAAAAGAACAAGCCCCCUGUCAACUUCACUCUGUUUUUUCGCAUAAAGUUUUUUGUGGAUGAUGUCAGUCUUAUACAGCAUACGCUGACCUGUCACCAGUAUUAUCUACAGUUGCGGAAGGACAUCCUGGAAGACAGGAUGCACUGUGAUGAUGAGACAGCCUUAUUAUUAGCAUCCCUAGCUCUCCAAGCUGAGUAUGGAGAUUACCAGGCAGAGGUGCAUGGCAUGUCAUAUUUCAGACUAGAACAUUAUGUCCCGGCUAGAGUGAUGGAGAAACUAGAUCUGUCCUACAUCAAGGAGGAGCUGCCAAAACUGCAUAGCACUUAUGUGGGUGCAUCUGAAAAAGAGACAGAGUUAGAAUUUUUGAAGUUGUGUCAGAGGCUCACAGAAUAUGGGGUUCAUCUUCAUCAUGUGCUGCCUGAGAAGAGAUCCCAAACAGGUAUCCUUCUGGGAGUAUGCUCCAAAGGAGUUGUUAUUUUUGAAGUUCACAAUGGUGCUCGCACACCUGUACUACGCUUCCCAUGGAGAGAGACAAAGAAAAUAUCCUUUAGUAAGAAGAAAAUAACUUUGCAGAACACAUCAGAUGGUAUCAAGCAUGCAUUUCAGACUGACAGUAGUAAGACUUGCCAGUACCUUUUGCAUCUCUGCUCUUCCCAGCAUAAGUUCCAACUACAGAUGAGAACUAGGCAGAGCAACCAAGACACUCAGGACAUUGAAAGGGCUUCAUUUAGAAGCCUAAACCUUCAUGCAGACUCUGUCAAAGGUUUCAACAUGGGACGAGCAAUCAGUACUGGUAGCCUGGCCAGCAGCACUUUGAACCGACUUGCCGUUCGACCUCUGUCUGUUCAAGCAGAGAUUCUGAAGAGACUGUCCUGCUCUGAGCUCUCACUCUUCCAGCCGCUUCCUGGCUCUUCAAAGGACAAGAACGAGAAGACUCCGUGGGAGGAGAGACCCAGGGUUAUGAGCAAGUCCUUUCACGAUCUGAGUCAGAGCCACAUCUCGGUUUACCCCCCAAGGAGAAAUAUUAUUACUGCUUUGGACUCUUCCUCCCAAAAAAUAGAAGACAUAAUGGGAAGAGUCUUUCAGCAAAUGCCAAAAUUUGAUACUGGAUCAGCAGCAGGAGCAUUAAAACUGAGCAAUUCAAAAUCUCAUGCAGGUUUAAGUAGAAGCCCUGAAAGAAAGAAAAAUGAAUCAGACUCAUCAUCCACCGAAGAUACCAGUCAAGCCUAUGUUGUAGGCGUUAGUAUGAAUACUUCGGGAAAGCUUCCAUCAUCAACACUGUUAAAAGAGAGCGUUGACUCUCUGCAAACAACACAGAACAGAGUUGCCUCACCGGAAAGAGAGAUCACUUUGGUGAACUUGAAAAAGGAUGAAAAAUUGGGCUUAGGCUUUCAAAUAGUUGGCGGAGAGAAGACUGGGAAACUUGAUCUGGGAAUUUUUAUUCACUCUGUUAUUCCCGGAGGGCCAGCUGAUUUGGAAGGAUCUCUAAAACCAGGACACCGACUAAUAUCCAUAAAUAGCACAAGUUUAGAAGGCGUCAGCCACCAUGCAGCAUUAGAAAUUUUGGAGAAUGCACCUGAAGACGUGACACUUGUUAUCUCUCAGCCCAAGGACAAGCUACCCAAAGCAUCAUCUAACGCUGCACACAUCAGUAAUGGAACCAGGGGUUAUUUAAGGAGGCCAUCGUUGGUGCAGGACAAUGAGGCAGAGUCCUCUUCAGAAGAACACAACUGGUCCCAUGGUCACCAGAGGCCUGUUUCGGGGAGUUUGUCUGGUUUGUUGGGAGGCAAGCGGGAUGGAAGCAUGAGCUCCCAGGAUUCCAGAACUGAGAGUGCCAGCCUGUCUCAGAGCCAGCCAGCCAGCUUCUUUGGCAAACAUGCAAGUGGUAGAGCUCAGCAGGAUCCUCAGCAUUACAGUGAUUCCCAGUCUGGGCUUUCUAAAAUGAAUGAGAAGAGAAGAUCCUCGUCUGACAGUACUCGAGCAAAAAAUAAAAGGCCUGGGGUAGUGGAAUCUGUGGAAUAUUCUGACCGAGGGGAUUCUGACAUGGAUGAAGCAACUUAUUCCAGCAGUCAGGAGCAACAGCCAGCUAAAAAGGAAUCUUCCUCAGUGAAUACAGCAAACAAAAUGAAUUCUAAAAAGGUUACUCCAACACUUCUUAAACCUGGAGAUAUCUUUGAGGUUGAACUAGCCAAAAAAGAUAACGGCUUGGGAAUAAGUGUCACGGUACUGUUUGACAAGGGUGGUGUAAAUACUAGCAUAAGGCAUGGUGGUAUUUAUGUGAAAGCGAUUAUUCCUAAGGGAGCAGCUGAAGCAGAUGGCAGAAUAGAAAAAGGUGACCGUGUGCUCUCUGUCAAUGGGAUUAGUUUGGAAGGUGCUACCCAUAAGCAAGCUGUUGAAACGCUGAGAAACACUGGGCAGGUGGUGCAUCUGCUGUUGGAAAAAGGUCAGCUUUCUGUGGCCAAGGUUCAUGCUCCGCUAACACCACAAUGCACGCCUCCAAAUCAGGCGGGGCAAUGUGACCUACAGGAGAAACCAGCGACAAAAACUACAAAUGCCAAAGAUUACAGCUUUGUCACUGCAGAGAACACAUUUGAAGUAAAGCUGUUGAAGAAUAGCUCAGGCCUUGGGUUCAGUUUCUGCCGUGAAGAUAACCUUACCCCAGAGCAACUAGGCUCCACUAUUGUGAGGGUGAAAAAGCUCUUCCCUGGGCAGCCCGCUGCAGAAAGUGGGCAGAUAGAAAUUGGGGACGUCAUUCUGAAAGUGAAUGGGGCAUCGCUAAAGGGUUUAUCCCAGCAGGAAGUCAUCUCUGCUCUGAGGGGAACAUCUCCAGAAGUCUCUCUCCUCCUUUGUCGGCCACCAUCCGGUAUACUACCAGACAUCGAUCCUUCUUUGUUGACUCCCAUCCAUUCACCCCAACAAGUAUUUCCAGAUGUCAGCAGAGAAGUUUCUGGUCCAUCAAACAGAGAACAAGGUGACAGCUCAGAUGAAAAUGAAACUACGGAUCUGAGCAAGAAAAGGCUAAAAUCUCCCUCUAGAAGAGACAGCUACAGUGACAGCAGCAGGAGUGGUGAUGAGGAGGUGAUAGACUUGCCAGCACAGGUGGGCCUUGACUGGAGUUCUGCGCUAUACCAAACUUCAGAUGAAGCUAUGGCACAGGCACAUAGUCAGUAUGAGACACACGGUGGUCAGGAAGAGGCUGUUCGCACCAUCUUAUAUUCUGAUCAAGAGGCUUCUAGCAAGUCAGAGCUUGAGGACAGCAAUCUGCCAUUGGAUUUGCCAUUGAUCCCAACCUGUAGAACUGUUCCUGAUGUUACCACAUCCGUUUUAAUAAAUGACUGUUAUGCUACUCCUGCUUCUGAGCUGACUCCGCACCUGGGAGGAAUGGAUUCAUUACACAGCCAGUUGGAAAAAAAUGCUGAAGAAUAUGAGCCAGAAGUAGAGCUCCGAGUUACUAUGACAAAGUCAGAAAAGGGUAGUCUGGGUUUUACAGUGACCAAAGGUAACGAUAACGUGGGCUGCUACAUUCAUGACAUUGUUCAGGAUCCUGCCAAAAGUGAUGGGAGACUACGACCUGGAGACCGACUGAUAAAAGUUAAUGACAUUGAUGUCACUAACAUGAGCCAUACCGAUGCAGUAAACUUUCUCCGCGCUGCCCCAAAGACUGUCAGAUUAGUGUUAGGGCGUGUUUUGGAGUUACCUAAGAUGCCAGUGUUGCCUCAUUUACUGCCUGAUAUUACACUAACGUGCCAUAAGGAGGAGCUAGGUUUGUUGUUAUCAGGAGGUCAUGACAGCCUUUACCAAGUUGUGUAUAUUAGUGACAUUCUCCCCAAAUCGGUUGCUGCCAGAGAGGAGAGUCUCCAUGCACUAGAUAUUAUCCAUUACAUUAAUGGAGUAAGCACACAGGGAAUGACUCUGAAAGAAGCCAAAAGAAUGCUAGAAACAUACCUUCCGAAAGUGGUGCUCAAAGUGACCAGAGAUGGUCAUCCAGUGCUUCCAAAAUCCCAAAGCCCCGAUAGCUCAAAUCCAUGGCCAAUGAAAGCUAAUGGCAGUUCCUGUGGUGAUCCCUGUGAUAAAACAGAAAAGACAACUGAUGCUUACGGGCCCAAGAUAAAUGGCAAUGGCAUCCUAGGACCUUCUCAGGCAAAUACAGAAAACAAUAUCCAUCACACAAAAAGACUAAUGAAUCUCUCAGGAUCUGGAGAUGUACCUUCCCUUAGCUUCACCAAUCAGAUGUCAGAUUUUUCUAAACACAGUGACAAAUCAGAAACAGAGGUUCCAGAUGAUGAGUAUUAUGAUGAGGAUGAUCACAAUGAAGUUGUCCAGUAUCUAUUGGAUGUUGUAGAUGAGGAAGCCCAGAACCUCUUAAAUCGUAAUAAUGCAACUUCAGAGGCUCAGUGUCUUCUACAUCUUAAGAAGGCCGCAUCAGAAGAUCACCUGCCAGUAGAGAUGAAUGGAAAGCUGACAGAAGAUAAGUCUGAAGACACAGACUGUGAUGGGUCAUCUUUACCUGAAGAUUUUUCAGAGCCAACACAUGUAAAUGGUUGUGAAGACUAUUGUGAAGUAAAAGCUAUGCCAGAAAGAUCUCCUCCACAACCUCCCUUGAGCCAAGCAGAUGAAGAUGAAGUCACGUGGGGAAGUGAUGAACUGCCGAUUGAAUCAGUCAGCCAGGAACAUGUAAAUAAAGAUUUCCCUUUAGUGACAAAUGAAGAGAUCUCUGCACUCCCUACUGUGAAUGUGCUCCCUGGAGGCAAGUACUCAGGAGCCAAAUUGAAGUCGGUGAUCAGGAUGGUGCGUGGAUUGCUGGAACAGGGAGUCCCUUCUAAAGAGAUUGAAAACCUUCAGGAGUUAAAACCUUUGGAUCAGUGUUUGAUUGGACAAGCAAAGGAGAACAGGAGAAAGAACAGAUACAAAAACAUACUUCCUUAUGAUACCACUAGAGUACCUCUUGGGAUUGAAGGUGGAUACAUCAAUGCCAGCUUCAUUCGCAUGCCAGUGGGGAAUGAAGAGUUCACUUACAUUGCAUGUCAAGGACCUCUCCCUACUACUGUAGCAGAUUUCUGGCAAAUGGUUUGGGAGCAAAACUGUACUGUGAUUGCCAUGAUGACUCAGGAGGUUGAAGGAGAAAAAAUAAAAUGCCAGCGUUACUGGCCAGAUGUACUCAAUAAAACCACCAUGAUCAAUGAUAGACUAUGGCUUACUCUUGUAAGACUCCAGCAGCUGAAAGGCUUUAUCAUUAGAGUGCUGGAGCUAAAAGAGAUUCAGACGGGUGAAGUACGGCACAUUUCCCAUUUGAACUUCAUUGCCUGGCCUGACCAUGACACCCCUUCUCAACCAGAUGACCUGCUUACAUUUAUCUCCUACAUGCGGCAUGUCCACAAAUCAGGACCUAUCAUAACUCACUGCAGUGCAGGCAUUGGACGAUCGGGGACCCUUAUUUGUAUAGACGUUGUUCUAGGGUUAAUCAGCAGAGACCUCGAUUUUGACAUCUCAGACCUGGUGCGCACGAUGCGUCUGCAGAGACAUGGGAUGGUUCAGACAGAGGAUCAGUACAUUUUCUGCUAUCAAGUUGUCCUUUAUGUCCUGAAUCAUCUCCAACAUGAAGAACAAUAGAGAGGCAAAUAAAAUACUGAAGCAGAAGUGCUUUUAAAAUAAGGAAGCAAGGAAGUCUAGAGGCUCUCACAUGUUUUCUUUGUUCUGCCAAUAGUUUUCCAGUCCCUUUCUUCAGUUGCUGUCAAAAAUCUUUUCUAUAAAGUCUCUCCAUCAUUCCAAAUAAGGUAUAUAGUUAUAAGGAAAAGGGAUAGCUCAUACAGUACCACUAAUGUCUUCAGCCCCAUGGAUACAUAUGUGAGAUUUUUUGUAUAACAGUAAAUAAUAUUUAAUAAAGCUGCAUUUUUUGCAGCUUCCUUAAUAUGUGAUAAAAUACUGAAAUAAAAAUAUUUUAAUUUAAAAAAAAAAGUAAAUAAGAAGAAAAAAAGUAAUCUUACAAUAAUUCUUGCAGUUCUGCAAUUGUUUGGGGGUAUUUUUUUCUUAUGGGGUGGGGGAGUGGGAGGGAUGAAGCAGUAUUUUUAUCCUGGCAAACUUUAUUACAAAGACAUUUUAUUAGUCUCUUUUAAAAGCUUGUUUAUGGCACAGAAUUUUUGCCCUUUUAGUACAGUUACAGCUAUUUUAUAGAGGGUAUCUUAAAAUCAGCAUUUAAGCUUUAAGAGAUGCCUAUUAGCAUAAGGAUAGUAGUGAAUGUUUACUGUAAGUAUCACAGUUAAUAAUGUUUACUUCAUAGAGGUCCAUGUAUAUAUUUAUAUACUUUUACAAAAAAAGCUGAAUUAUCAGGUGUCUAACCUUAUAACUGAUUAGGCAUCUUUACUCUGUAAAUAAAAAAUACACCUAAAGUACACUGA
Molecule: messenger RNA, 8558 nt
Organism: Aquila chrysaetos chrysaetos
Lineage: Eukaryota; Metazoa; Chordata; Aves; Accipitriformes; Accipitridae
Gene: PTPN13
Product: protein tyrosine phosphatase non-receptor type 13
Exons: 48
Coding region: 223-7773 (2516 amino acids)
Biological process (GO): peptidyl-tyrosine dephosphorylation
Cellular component (GO): cytoplasm; cytoskeleton; nucleus
Molecular function (GO): protein tyrosine phosphatase activity; phosphatidylinositol 3-kinase regulatory subunit binding
Source: RefSeq, a predicted model, not a curated record